GCCUCAUGGUGGGCGAUGCUGGGGGACCUGGGAGAUGCUGGGGGCUCAUGUCCUGUGCCCAGCACCCCGCAGCCCUUUGGGGAACACCACCGUGGGGACCUCAUUCCUACGGCCCCAUCCCAGCAGCCCCAUCCCCAUGGCUGGUUGCAGACAGGGUUGCGUGAGCACAAAACACGGCGUGUGCUGUGGGUCCCGUAGUAAACAGUUUGCACAACUGGCACCGUUGCGAAGGCCGUGGGUGCGUGGCGGGUUGGGCAAUGCCUUGUUGACCCCUGAGAUGUGGGUUUCCCCAGGGACGAGGUGGCACCAAGCCGGGCUGGCAUUGUCCUGCAGUGGGGCAUUGCCCAGGGCCAGGAGCUGCUGGCAACCCCAGCCCCAGCACUGGGCCUGUGGGCGGCAUGGGGAGGGCAGCCCACGUCCCCCUGCCAUGUAUCCCUGCUGUGUCCCCCUGCGGUAUCCCCGUGUCCUCCUGCUGCGUUGCCAUAUCCCCAUGCCAUGUCCCCACAUCCCCCUGCCAUGUCUCUUCGCUGUGACCCCCAGAGCAGUCCCACUGGCGGUGCCCCAUCCUGCAGUGGGGCGGAGGACUGGGGCGGGGUGCCGCUCCCCCCGGGAUGCGUGCGUGCCGCUCUCCUUCCUGCGGCGCAAGGCAGCCCAGCCUGCGGGGAAGUGUUUUGCAAUCACCUCCUUCAGAGAGCAGCAAUUAACGGCACUGGUUUUGAGGAACUAACGGCGAGUGCAGCAUGCUGGCGAGCGGGCAGCGCACAGACAGCCACCGGGAGAUGGAGAGCAGUAGCGGGAGCGGGUGGUGACGGCAGUACGACACAGAAGGCGUGGAGCAGAGCUUAUCUCUGCCGCACAACCUCGGCUCCUUGCUCGCUCCAACCACAAAUCUCUCCAGCAGCGGCCGGCGAUCCCUGCGAUACGAUCAGCUGCAGCACAGCGGGGCGCGGGGAUCUCGUGCCACAGAACCGGGCAGUGCGGUGCCGCCCCUUCCCCACUUGCUGCCCCCCGCUCCAGGUGAUGCCCGGAGCACGGAGCAGAGCAUGGCCAGGCGUGGUGCCAGGACCCCCCUGCUGCUGUGGCUCUCCCUGCUGCUGCUCCUCCGCCCGAGCGGGACCCAGCAGAGUGGGGCAGAGCUGGACUGCGCCUCGGUGGCCGUGGGCGCUCCAGUGGUGCCAAUGGGAUCAGCCAUCACCGCGUCGUGCACCGUCCGCCGGGAGCGGUGCCGGGGGCUGGAGGACGGGCGGCCGCGCAUCUCCUGGCUCCUGGACAGCGAGCCGAUGGCUGGGAAGCAGCACCACGGCACCGGGGGCACUGAGGUGUCUGAGCUGAGCGUGCCGCAGCUCAACCGCACGCAGACCAAGCUGUGGUGCUGCGUGGAGUGGAACGGCACCAAGCAGCGGGUCGGCGUGGCCGAGGUCCGGGCAGGCUACCCCCCCGGCAAGCCCUCCAAUCUCAGCUGCCUGCUGGACCUUGGUGACUAUGGGCUGACGUGCCGCUGGCAGCAGGGAACCGACGGCCACCUCCCCACCAACGUCACGCUCAAGUGUACCAUCAGGAGCAGAGCCCCAGCGGUGACGGGCUGCACCCCACGAAAGGGACACAACCAGUGCACGGUGCCGCGGCGGCUGCUGCAGCUGUACCGCCCCAUGGAGCUCUGGGUAACAGCCACCAACGCGCUGGGCACAGCCGAGUCGGAGCGGCUCCGCAUCGACCCCAUGGAUGUGGCCAAGCUGGACCCCCCCACCCUGCAGAGCAUCCACUCUGUGCCUCCCCAGACCGACUGCAUCAUCCUGUCCUGGACCAUGUCCCCACGCAACGCGCACAUGGAGCUGCGCUGUGAGCUGCGCUACCGUACCCCCGAGGACCCCUCCUGGGCUGUGGUCACAGGUAUCGCAGGCCAUGCAGGCACUGUGCAGCACUGUGGGUUCCUCUUCGGGAUGCUGUACCACUUCCAGAUGCGGUGCCGGCGGGACUCGGCACGAGGCUACUGGAGCGAGUGGAGCGUGGGCAGGAACCACACCACCCAUGAGAAAGCCCCCACGGGGAAGCUGGACGCGUGGUGGAGCACCCGGCCAGCCGCGGGCAGGAUGGAGGUGCAGCUCCGGUGGAAGGCCCCACGGCGGCAGGAGGCGAACGGGCGUGUGCUGGGGUACCGGGUAGUCCUGGGGCCCAGGAGGAGAGGCAGGGAGCCACAAACUGUCUGCAACACCACCGAUACCCAGUGUGACUUCACCGUGCCAGCGAGGAUGUGGAAGGUCUAUCUCUCAGCCUACAAUGCCGCUGGCGAGUCAGCAGAGACCGAGGUCAUCCUACUGGAGAGGAAAGGUCAGCCUCUGGCCGGGCUCUGGGCUGUACCCAGGGGUGAGCGCAGCCUCUGGGUGCACUGGGAGGCAGCGCCAGUCCCAGCGGUUGCCUACGUGCUGGAGUGGCAGCAGGUGUCCUCAGAGCCUGGGCACUGCAGCACAUGCUGGCAGUUGGAGCACAAUGGGACCGCCACUGCCGCCCUCAUCCAGGACAGCAUUGAGCCCUUCCAGCGGUAUGACAUCUCGGUGUACCCCCUCUACAAGGAUGCCGUUGGGACACCUGCCCACAUAGCAGCCUACUCCAAGCAGAAGGCACCAUCCCACGCCCCAAAGCUCCACCUGAAAAGCAUUGGCAAGUCCCAGGCCGAGCUCAGCUGGGAGCCGGUGGCCGUGGAGCUGCAGAACGGCUUUAUCACCCACUACACUGUCUUCUGGGCCAACAGCACCACAGAGGUGUCCAAUGCCGUUGUGAAUUCCUCCCUCAGCUCCUUCACCAUCCAGGACCUGAAGCCAUCUACUCUCUACAAAGUGCACAUCAUGGCCUCUACGGCCGGCGGCAGCACCAAUGGCACCAGCCUGACACUGGUGACCACAGUGCUAGAUGACAUCGAAAUCCAGUUCCUCUUCUUGACCCUGGUGCUGGUCUUUGUCCUGCUCAUCGUCCUGUUGAUCUGCUUCCAGAAGAAUGGGAGGGUGAAGCAGCAGUUCUGGCCCAGUGUCCCCGACCCAGCCAACAGCAGCCUGGGCACGUGGGUGCCGGCGGAGCAGGAGCCCCUGCAGGCCCCCGGCGUGAAGGAGCCUGGCCUGGUGACCAUCUCCACUGUCACAGUGCUUGACAAGGCAGCGGGGAAGCAGGCCCCCACCUGGGGCAAGGAGUUCCCAGCCGAGCUCCCCGCCCUGCCCCAGCCCUACGUGCGGCAGCACGGCCCCAGCACACCGCAGGCCAACGCGGGGCUGGGGGCAGAGCCCGUGCAGUACGUGCAGGUGGUGGGGGGCAGCUCCCUGGGCCCGCAGCACGUCGCCCCGUGCCUCUACCUGCGCUCCAGCUCCACGCAGCCACUGCUCUCGGACCCCAGCCCUGAGCCCUACGAGAACCUCUGGUUCCGCAGGGCCGCCCCGAGCUGUGCCCGGGGGAGCCUGGAGGAGCCGCUCCUCGAUUUCCCGCUGCUGCGGGGGCUGCGGGUGAACGGGGCCGAGGAGCUCCACGACUUCCAGCCCUGCUGAGCCCCGCCGCGGACCAAACCCAACCCCCUGUGCCAAGCCGGGCCUGGAGCCCCCCGCUGCCACUCCAUGGGGCUGAAACCCCAUAGGGGCCCUUCGCUGUCCCCCUCCCACCCUGCGGCUGCCCGUGGCUGCAGGCGCUCGGUGCCCCUGCUCUGCCCAGCAAUAAACACAGAGGUUCUCAGA
Numida meleagris (helmeted guineafowl) is the source of this 3713-nucleotide messenger RNA. It is a transcript of the gene CSF3R, whose product is annotated as colony stimulating factor 3 receptor. Gene Ontology annotation, molecular function: granulocyte colony-stimulating factor binding; cytokine receptor activity. Lineage: Eukaryota; Metazoa; Chordata; Aves; Galliformes; Numididae. Gene Ontology annotation, cellular component: signaling receptor complex; external side of plasma membrane; membrane. Gene Ontology annotation, biological process: cytokine-mediated signaling pathway. Bases 1044 to 3530 code for a protein of 828 amino acids. The record is from RefSeq and is a predicted model, not a curated record. The transcript is spliced from 16 exons.